Molecule: messenger RNA, 2280 nt
Organism: Aureobasidium subglaciale EXF-2481
Lineage: Eukaryota; Fungi; Ascomycota; Dothideomycetes; Dothideales; Saccotheciaceae
Exons: 2
Coding region: 404-2038 (544 amino acids)
Biological process (GO): transmembrane transport
Molecular function (GO): transmembrane transporter activity
Source: RefSeq, a predicted model, not a curated record
CCCACCUUUGCGACCAGUAGGCAAAAUGUACUAGAGUAGGAACGAUGAGCUACGUCCCGCCUGAGACGGAUGCGGGGACAUUAGACUUGCCAUUCACCGGAGGAUAGUAAGUUCCAUGGGUAGUCGGUCCCGUCACUCAUGCUCGGUCCCGAUCGAAGGAUUGCAACGCCCGCGCAUUCCAAAAUCCAGCUGCCUUGUUGCCCCGGAGGGCUUUUGAAUUAACCACCGACUUCCUGUUUGUAUCGUCCGAGAAAUCGAAUCAAGUCGUAUCACACAAAUAUAUGAGUGACCUUGGCCCUCCUGAUUUCUGUUCCUUGUACACAGGCUCGAAGCAACUUUGAUCUCCGCCAUUAGGAUCUACUGCUUGAGCAACAUUCACAGCAUACUCACAGCCUUCACCAAAAUGUCUCAAAAAAGUAUGGAGAAAGAACCCGAUACCACCUCGUCACCACCAGCCAGAGAUGACGAAGAGACAUCGUACCUCAGCGGCCUCACUUUACUGAGUGUCGUGGUCGCGUUGGUCCUGGUCAUCUUCUUGAUGAUGCUUGACACCUCAAUCGUUGCAACAGCCAUCCCGCGCAUCACGACACAAUUCCACUCUCUUGAGGAUGUCGGUUGGUAUGGCAGUUCAUAUUUACUCGCCAGCUGUGCUCUGCAGCCCCUUGCUGGCAAAAUCUACAAGGAGUUCAGCUACAAAUGGACCUUCCUCUGGUUCUUUGCCCUGUUCGAACUUGGCUCCCUCAUCUGCGGUGUCGCCACAUCUUCCAACAUGUUCAUCAUCGGCAGAGCUGUAGCAGGUCUUGGGUGUUCCGGACUGCUGAACGGUGCGCUAUCGAUCAUUGCGGCGUCUGUGCCUCUGACCAAAAGACCCCUGUACAUGGGCUUCAUGAUGGCUCUUUCACAAUUUGGCGUUCUAUUCGGUCCUCUUAUUGGUGGAGCCCUUACGGAGUACACCACUUGGAGAUGGUGCUUCUACAUCAACUUGCCCAUCGGUGGUGUCGUUGCUGUGAUCCUAUUCUUCGCACCUGUCCCUGCUGGACCCGAGAAGACGGAACCAAAGAAGUUCGAGCUGGGUGUGUUCCUCCGCAGCCUCGAUCUGAUCGGCUUCGCGCUCUUCGCCCCUGCCAUUAUUCAACUAUUGCUUGCCCUUCAGUGGGGCGGUACCGAAUACCCAUGGAAUAGCUCAACCAUCAUCGGCCUCUUCUGUGGCGGAGGAGCUACGAUCUUAGUAUUCCUGACCUGGGAAUACUUCAAAGGCGACGAUGCCAUGAUACCUCUAUCCAUGGUCCGGAACCGCAUCUUCGCCUCCAGCUGCAUGACCGUCUUCUUCACCUUCUCGAGUAUGCUGUGCGUGAAUUACUACCUACCUAUCUAUUUCCAGGCUGUUCGUGGUGCCUCACCGACGAUGAGUGGUGUUGAUCUCCUGCCCAGCAUCAUCAGUCAAAUGAUUUUUGCCAUUCUCUCAGGGGUAGGUGUUACGAAAAUUGGCUACUACCUUCCCUUCUCUGUCACCUGCGGUGUCCUCACUGCCAUCUCAUGCGGCCUGUUGAGUAUGCUUGGCCCUCACACAUCUAUGGCUAAGUGGAUCGGCUACCAAAUUCUCGGCGGUGUCGGACGCGGUCUGGGUAUUCAGAUGCCUAUCGUCGCUGUCCAGAACCUCUUGCCGAAAUCACAAGCUUCGGUCGCCAUGUCGAUACUCAUCUUCUCCCAGACUUUUGGUGGAGCCUUGUUCCUCGCAUUUGCCCAGACAGUCUUCAACACUGGUCUUUCAUCAGCUCUUAAGGAAUACGCACCCGAAGUCGCUGCAGAGACCAUUCUCGCUGCCGGCGCUACUGGCGUGAGGGGCGUAGUCUCUGGCGCUGUAUUGCCUCAUGUGCUUCAAGCUUACAGUGUGGCCGUCAACCACGUCUUUUACCUCGCUGCUGGAGCAGCAGCUGGAGCUACUUUUGCGUGUCUUGGUAUGGGUCUGCACAGUAUCAAGAAGAUCAAGGCCAAGGCAGAGGCGGAAACUUCUGCGCCUGAGAAAGAAGCCGUCUGAGCCACCAUGCCGCUUGCCUACUUCGAUACUCUUACGGCUUCACGAUACGAUCUUACUGCACACAACACACUGGCCGAUCAAAGAGCCGACCAUGGAUGAUGUUGGGAUCACUUUGGUUCGUACAAAUAGCUUACUCACUCCUCACUCACGAUUAUGAUUCUAUACCCCCCAACAGAGAAGUACAUAGAAGAAACAGUUCUUAUAAUGCACCAAAAGUUUGAUUACCCACAGAUCGUCCAACC